GAUAGACUACGCCUCCCACGAGCCCCUGUGGUCGGUUAUGGAAGUGGGAUUGAAUGUGGGUGAACGAGGAUGGCAUUCAAACGGGAUGGAGAUGACAAGAGCCAGCUUAAUGUGCUGAAGAAAAGGAGGGUCUCGGAUCUCCUGGCUAGUUUUAUACCGGAAGACGAGGCUUUGCUGCUAACGAACGGAAGGUACACGUGUACCGUGUGUGUUCACCGACCAGUUUUUGACACCAUUGAAAUGCUGUCUGUACACCGGAAUGGGAAAAAACAUGUAGCUGGCUUGCAAAGGUUUUACUGGAAGAAAGAAACGUACAAAAAUGAGAUCCAGAAAAGCCAGCAUCAAAAGUUAGGGCAGGCCGAGGAGCAUGGAGAGCAGUCCCCCCGUGGUCCUGCCCCGUUGCUGACGCAGACGAGAAGGAUCACCCAGCAUGCGCUUCUGAAGGCAACACCGUACAACAGCUGCUGCUCUAGAAACAGAUCAGAUGCUGUUGGCAAGAAAGCAAGUAUAUUUGGAGACAGUUCCUCUUCUUUGUUGGUGAACCUCUCACAGAAUGUUCAACAGGGGCCCCUGCAGCAACAUAACUUAAGUGCUCCUUAUGCAACGGCAGAACUGUCUCAGCCUGGGCAGAAUGAAUCCUCGACAGAUGGUGAUUUGGAGAGAAUACCACGGGUCAACAGGGGCAACCGAAAGUUCAGAGUGCAGAGAUCUGUGACUGGGAAUGGUGGCGGUUCUGAAACAGAUAGGGGCAGAGUCCUGGAGCACUACUUGCAACUGAAGAGCUCUGGAUGGAUACCAGAUGGGACGGGGAAAUGGGUAAAGGACCAGAAUGUGGAGUUUGAUUCUGAUGAAGAGGAACCUUCAGUAUUUCCACCUCCGUGAUUGGUGAUUUAUAGAUGUGGAGCUAGAGCAGAACACCCUUUACGCGUUAACUGUGCUGUCGGAAGCAUUUGUGGGAUCCUAUCGGAUGAAGCGUGUGGUGCGGCAAACAUAAAAUCUUUGACAUGAUGUUUGUACUGAAGAUUGGAAGAAUACAGUGGGAUGUGAUGAUUCUUCACUUUUGCAGUAUAUUAUUAUUUCCUGUGAAGUCAAGCCACCUAUUCUUUCUAUAUGUGGAUUUUAGUCUGUUAUGUUAACCCAAUGAUUCCGUAGAUAUAGUGGCCAACGGUAGCAAGUGUUCCAUUUGGAUUUCUUCCAGUGUGUACAUUUAUGAGCUGCUGUGUGUGUGUGUCAUCAGCAAUGAGUGGCUGUCUCUAUGUAUAACUUUGUAUGAUUGUUUAAUAAAAUCUUUAGAGAGA
Messenger RNA from Spea bombifrons (plains spadefoot toad), 1298 nucleotides. It is a transcript of the gene SCNM1, whose product is annotated as sodium channel modifier 1. The record is from RefSeq and is a predicted model, not a curated record. Bases 70 to 882 code for a protein of 270 amino acids. The transcript is spliced from 8 exons. Gene Ontology annotation, cellular component: nucleus. Gene Ontology annotation, biological process: RNA splicing. Lineage: Eukaryota; Metazoa; Chordata; Amphibia; Anura; Pelobatidae.